Lottia gigantea (owl limpet) is the source of this 738-nucleotide messenger RNA. RefSeq lists its product as hypothetical. The transcript is spliced from 5 exons. The annotation marks the transcript as partial. NCBI's taxonomy places the organism in Eukaryota, Metazoa, Mollusca, Gastropoda, Lottiidae. Gene Ontology annotation, cellular component: membrane. The record is from RefSeq and is a predicted model, not a curated record.
CAGACAACAGCCGUGCGAAUACAUACAUCAAGUAAUAAAGUUAAUACAACAUUUCCAUUAAUGUUUGUUGUAAGACAACAGCGAGGAUUAUUAUCAUGGCAGAUUCCAUUGUCUAUAAAUUAUAUCUAUCGCUAUUCCUAUGUGGCAAGAACUUUAUGUCCAAUGGAUAAGAAUGCAAGAGCAACACUAACUAAAGAUCAGCUUUUGUAUGUUGAUGUGUCAUCUAUGUCAAAAGAAUUUACUAAUUUUACUAUAGAAUCAAAUUUAUUACAAGAUUUUUCUCUCAGCCAUAAUGCCAAAAAGAAUGUGAGUGUAUCACCAUCAGAACCUGUAUAUUUUAUGUAUACAUUUCCUGAAGAUAUAGCCUCAGUAUUGGUUACAGUGGAUUCUGAAGAUACAGAAUGUAUGGUUGUGUCUAUACAAGAUAUCAAGUGUCCUGUGUUUGAUUUAGAUAAUAGUAUAGAAUUCCAAGGCAAAUAUCAAACUAUGACUAAACAGGCAGCUAUCAUAUUAAAUGUAAGUACAAAAGAAGAUUAUGAUGAAGGAUCAUUCUAUUUAGUUAUGGUGGUCAAAUCCAAUGAUUUAGAAUGUAAUCAAAUACAAGAUAUAAAAUCCGCCUACCGUAGUAAAACAGUUUCUAUUAUGAUAGAGGGUACAAUUUCAAGUAAGAUGAAGAACUUUAUUAUCAACAACUCUCUUUUUGCUGUUACUUUUUAUUCACUGAACAUUGAUGUUUAG